This is a messenger RNA of Trichomycterus rosablanca, 4190 nucleotides long. It is a transcript of the gene rbl1, whose product is annotated as retinoblastoma-like 1 (p107). The transcript is spliced from 22 exons. Bases 69 to 3212 code for a protein of 1047 amino acids. The record is from RefSeq and is a predicted model, not a curated record. Gene Ontology annotation, biological process: cell differentiation; regulation of transcription by RNA polymerase II; negative regulation of G1/S transition of mitotic cell cycle. Lineage: Eukaryota; Metazoa; Chordata; Actinopteri; Siluriformes; Trichomycteridae. Gene Ontology annotation, cellular component: transcription regulator complex; nucleus; chromatin. Gene Ontology annotation, molecular function: RNA polymerase II transcription regulatory region sequence-specific DNA binding.
AGGACGACGCUCCUGCUUACUCGUUUAUUUGUUGAUAGAGGGCAUAGUAAUUAUUUACAUAUUUAAGCAUGAAAGGAGAUACCGAGUCUGAGUCUGGGAAAUCAGACGAUGGUGGAUUGAUCCGGAGAAGUCUCGAAAUGCUUUGUCAGGAAUUAAACAUGGACGAGGAGACGGCGACAGAGGCGUAUCAGAACUUUACUUCUGUAUGGAACACAUACACUCUUGAGGGUGAGGUUGUGCACUGGCUUGCCUGUUCUCUGUAUGCUGCCUGUCGCAAAGCUUCUAUUCCCACCAUUGGAAGUGGCAUGGCUGAGGGCAACUGUGUCUCACUCACCAGGAUACUGCGCUCCUCCAAAUUAAGUCUCAUCGAGUUUUUUAGCAAGAUGAAGAAAUGGGCAGUCAUGUCAAACCUUACAGAGGAUUUCUGUAACCGCAUAAGUCGACUUGAGAGGAAUUUCGAAGUGUCUACUGUAAUCUUCCGCAAAUUUGAGACAAUUUUUUCAGACAUGUUUCAGAAUCCUCGGGGUGAACCUCCACGUCAGCCACGAGGCAGAAAACACAGGCGUUUUCCAUGUCACAUCAGUGAGGUUUUUAAGUUCUGUUGGACCCUAUUUGUGCAUACCAAAGGUAAUUUCAAAAUGAUUGGAGAUGAUCUUGUCAACUCUUACCAUCUUCUCUUGUGCUGUCUGGACUUGGUUUAUGGCAAUGCUCUACUCUGCUCCAACAGGGAAGAACUCAUUAAUUCACAUUUUAAAGGUUUGCCAAAGGAUCAUGGGGGCACUGAAGAUAUUCAGUGUGUGCUUGUGAAGUUGUGUGAACUGCACGAUGGUCUAGUUGUUGAAGCAAAAGGGAUAAAGGAGCACUACUUUAAACCCUACAUCAGGCGGCUGUUGGAGAAAAAAAUAUUGAAGGGAGAUUUUGAAAACCUCACAGAGUUCCUGGACAUGUCCAAUUUUCAAGACAAUAAUAAAGCCAUAAAUCGUGAAUAUGAAGAGUAUGUCCUGACUGAGGGAGAUUUUGAUGAGCGAGUUUUUUUGGGAGCUGAUGCGGAUGAGGAGAUUGGCACGCCUCGUAAGAUCACCUCUGAGCCACCAGCAGGCCAACUGUCCAGCCGCAUGCAGGUGGAAAGCAACCUGCAGCAACACAUUAAAAAGACUCAGUCUUUGGCCCCUUCAACUCCCCUUACGGGGCGGAGGUACCUAAAGGAGAAAGAGGUGUUGAUUACACCAGUGUCCUCAGCAACUCAAAGUGUGAGUCGACUGCAAAGCAUGGUGUCUGGCCUUCGCAACUCCCCUAGUGAUGCCCUGCUCCAGAUCUUCAAGUCUUGUUCUCGUGACCCUACUGAAGCCAUAAUAAAUCGUGUGAAGACUCUAGGAGAUACUUUUAAGCAGGGCUACACUAAACAAACAGAUGACUUUCCAGAACCUCAUAUAGAAUUUGCAGAGAACCGCCUAAAACUAGCUGAGAUCCUGUACUAUAAGGUACUGGAAAAUGUCAUAACUCAGGAGAUGAAGAGACUUCAGGGUAAAGACAUGACUGUGCUGUUAGAGCAGGAUGUGUUCCUCUGCUCUCUUUUGGCCUGCUGUAUGGAGGUUGUGUUGUUUGCGUACAGUUCACAGCGAACAUUUCCUUGGAUUUUAGAAACCUUUCAGCUUAGACCUUUCUACUUCUACAAGGUGAUCGAGGUGUUCAUCCGAUCUGAGGAGGGCCUAUCCAGAGACAUGGUGAAACACCUAAAUGCUUUAGAGGAGCAAGUGCUGGAGAGUAGAGCUUGGACUAGAGACUCUGUACUGUGGGAAUCUUUACAGCAUGCUAAUAAUAAAGUCCCCACUGUAGAGGAGGUUAAUUUCCCUAGUAGUCUAGAUUCUGGCAAUAACAGUAGUUGUGGUGGCUCCAAUCACCUCCCACUGGUGGCCCUGUCGCCGAUUUUGCACCCUCGUCUCCGAGAGGUUCGCACUGGCCUAGGAUCCAGUGCUCGCAAAGAUGUCCCUCAAUCUCCAAUCUCUCUCCAUGACCGCUACAGUUCUCCAGCAGCAGGCAGUGCCAAAAGGCGUUUGUUUGGAGAUGAUUCUCAGCCUCAUUCUCCAGUCAAAAGGAUCUCGGUCAACCCCAUAAAAAUAACCUCCAGAGAAAACAGUGACCAGAGCCAUGCCACUACUGUCCUCUCAAUGUCUACUUCUAAUGGCCAGCAGCUCAACAUCCCAUUGCCAGUAAUGAAGAAUGAGGUGGGUGGCAUUACAGUGAUCCAGGUACAGACCAAUGAGCUGAUCCCCCUAACAGCACAGGUGCUACUUGCCUCACCAAGCAGGAACACUGGUGCAAGACUUGGCAGUACACAGACCACAAACGCACCACGUCGCACAGGAUCCCUCGCUCUUUUCUUUCGCAAGGUGUAUCAUUUAGCAAGUGUGCGUUUAAGAGAUUUGUGCCUCAAGUUGGACAUCCCUGCAGAACUGAGGGGUAAAAUCUGGACGUGCUUUGAGCACUCAUUGGUCUACUGCUCAGACAUGAUGAAGGACAGACACCUGGACCAGCUUCUGCUCUGUGCUGUUUACAUCAUAUCCAAGAUCUCAAAAGAGCAGCACACCUUCCAGGACAUUAUGAAAUGCUAUCGAAGUCAACCUCAAGCAAGCAGUCAUGUUUACCGCAGUGUGUUAAUAAGGAGGAGAAUCAGAGAGCAGCAAUCUGAUGAGAACAUGGAGGUUGACCCAUCAACAGAUCACUCCAAUGACAGGACAGAGCAUGAUGCCAGUGCCGAAGUUGACAGCAGUUUGGAUGAGGAAAGGGGUGACCUCAUUCAGUUCUACAACACUGUUUACGUCCACAGGAUGAAAUCAUUUGCACUCAGAUACGCUCUUACAGCUGUUGAUAGUAGGAUGGAAGCUCCACCAUUAUCUCCAUUUCCCUCUGUACGAUCUCAGCCUCUGUCCCCACGACGAAUCUCUCAAAGACAUUCCAUCUAUCUUUCUCCUCACAAAAAUGGAUCCUGCCUUACACCCAACUCUGCCUACACAUACAAGUUCACCGGCAGCCCAUCUAAGGAGCUGAGUAACAUAAACCGGAUGAUUCGUCAGGGAUGUGUGAGCAAGAAGAGAGCUUUUACAAUGGAGGGAGAUGAGACAGAGUCUCCCAGCAAAAUGCUGAAUCAGGAGAGCGAGGACGUGUUACUCAAGCGUCUUCAGGAUGUAGUGAGCGAGAGAGCCAGUCACUGACUCAUCUCAUGAGACAUUUUAUGGUGUCACAGAUGGUGUCACAGUUCCAGGUGUUUUUUAUAUUCACAGACCCAAUUAUGUGGUAGCAGAUCCUUUACGUUUAAAGAACAUGUUCACUGCAUCUGCAAAAAGCUUGUCAAUGAUCUAAACCCAAGAAUCAUGACUUUCUUUUAGCAACAAAACAUUUGGGGUAUGUUUGCUUUCAAGGUCUUUGUGGAUAUGAACUUCAUUUUUCUCAGUCAUUUAAGAGCACAUAAGAGGUAUUGAUACACAAUUUAACCAAAGAUGGUGCUCAUGUAUAUUUUCUGCUGUGUGAAUGUCGUCUAUAAAUGAACCAAUUUUAUUUGUCGGAGUUUGUUUGAAUUGUACAAAUACAGUCUCAUGUUCUGGCUGUUGUUAAGCUGAAACAUUUUGUAUCAGUUAAGAUUAUUGUAAUUGUGUAAUUUCAGUGUGCUUGGUUUAUUUUUACAUUGUUUUAUGUGCUGCAAACAUGCAGAAUUGCACUGUGCUGUGUAGUAUCUACACUAAAUUUUACUGUAUAAUUAACAUUUUUGUUCUUUUAAAUGUCAUCAAACUCGCACACCAUUCUUUGUUUCUUAAUCAUUGGAUGCUUUAAUUAGUGCAAAAUAUUACUUUUUUUGUCCAUGUUAUAUAAAUAUUGAAUUUUUGUUGCUGAAGUGGCUCAUUCUGAUUUGUUAUGUAUGUUUUCCCUCUGAAAUUGAGCAUAUGCAAAUUAUUAUAAAUUCUCUUAUUAAUUUGCAGUGAUAAUUGUUUAAAAACAAAACAUGUUUUAAGGAUCACAAUAUAAUUUGCAAUUAUGUAUUGCAGGUUGUUUAGGAUGUCUGUGUGUACUUUAAACACACUACCAGUACGUUAUUUAGCUAUAACAUUUACUGUACUUGUUUAAGAACUAAUAUCUGUGUACUGUUUAAACAUACUUCAGCCAGUGCCUUCAUUGUACAUAGAAAUAAAAUAUUU